Messenger RNA from Tympanuchus pallidicinctus (lesser prairie-chicken), 1466 nucleotides. RefSeq names its product Sp7 transcription factor (gene SP7). NCBI's taxonomy places the organism in Eukaryota, Metazoa, Chordata, Aves, Galliformes, Phasianidae. Gene Ontology annotation, biological process: regulation of transcription by RNA polymerase II. The record is from RefSeq and is a predicted model, not a curated record. Gene Ontology annotation, molecular function: RNA polymerase II cis-regulatory region sequence-specific DNA binding; DNA-binding transcription factor activity, RNA polymerase II-specific.
UGCUCCGGCGGCGGACCCGGCACCCCGGCAGCCCCGACCCGGCACCCCGGUACCGGCGGCUCCGGCCCCCCCGGAACCCCCCGUCCAUUCACCAUCCAUAGCAGCGACCUCAGAACAGCGGCCGCCAUGGCUCCGUGCCCACGCUGACGGCCUCCCCAUCCCGCAGCACCUCGGGGUGCCUCCCCACCAUGGGGGAUUCCUACACCGCCGCUUUCCCCAGCGCCGCGGGGCUGCUGUCCCCCUCCGUCAGCCCCCAGGCGUCCCCCGGCCCCUACGGCCCCGACUACGGCCCCUUCGGUCACCCCUUCCCCACAGGCGCCGCCACGCAGGAGGUGCUGGGGGCUCCGGUGGUGGUGGCCACCAAAGGCCACCCGUCGGGCGACUGCUUGCCGGGGGUUUUCCCCCCGCUGGAGAUGCCCCAUCCCUACGGCUCCUGGUAUAAAGGCGGCCUCGGGGGGGGGCUGCCGGGAGGGUCGGGGCCGGCGGCCCCCGCUUGGUGGGACGUGCACCCUAACGGGGGUUGGCUCGGGGGUCCGGGGGGCGCCGAGGGGCUGCAGGGCUCCCUGCAGGCUCAGCCCGCGCUCAGCCCCCCGCUGCCCGCUUACGGCUCCGAUUUCGGGGCCCUCAACCCCCCGCCUUACGGCGGAGCUCCGGGGGUGACCCCGACGGCGGCGGCGCCUCCGAAAAGCGAAGCGGGGGGGGGCAAAGCGUUGCGUGGAGGGGCCGGGGGGGGCGGCGGUUCGCCGGGCGGCCGCGCUUCGUGCGACUGCCCGAACUGCCAGGAGAUGGAGCGCAUGGGGGGAGCGGCGGCGCGGGGGGGGCUGCGGAAGAAGGCGGUGCACAGCUGUCACAUCCCGGGCUGCGGGAAGGUGUACGGCAAAGCGUCGCACCUGAAGGCGCACCUGCGCUGGCACACGGGGGAACGGCCGUUCGUUUGCAAUUGGCUUUUCUGCGGGAAGCGCUUCACCCGCUCGGACGAGCUGGAACGCCACGUGCGCACCCACACCCGCGAGAAGAAAUUCACGUGCGUGCUGUGCAGCAAACGCUUCACCCGUUCCGACCACCUCAGCAAACACCAGAAGACCCACGCCGACCCCUCGGCCCCCAAAGCGCCUUCCGAGCCGCCCCCCACCGCUCCCCCAGCCUCUCAGAACAACCCGCCCCCCCCCGGCCCGCCCGGUUCCCCGCGCCGACCCGUCGCUCCGUCGCCCCGGCGGGAUGCGGGCAGCCCCGAGGCGGGCAGUUUGCUGGAGAUCUGACGCCCCUCCUCUCCUUUCCUUUCCCCCUCCUCGGUAUUUAUUUCGGGGUGCCCCCCCCCCCCCCCCAUAGAAAACCCGUCCUUCCCCCCCCCCUUCCCCCCCACCGCUCACCCAUAGGCAGCGGCGCCGCGGGAUCGUUUAUAAUUUAUGUCUUAAAUUAUGGCGUGGGGGCCGUGCUGGGGGGGUUGAGGUGGGCACCCGCUUUGU